Messenger RNA from Colletotrichum phormii, 4410 nucleotides. Its product is annotated as ABC-2 type transporter-domain-containing protein. The transcript is spliced from 14 exons. Lineage: Eukaryota; Fungi; Ascomycota; Sordariomycetes; Glomerellales; Glomerellaceae. Gene Ontology annotation, cellular component: membrane. The record is from RefSeq and is a predicted model, not a curated record. The coding region runs from base 1 to 4254 and encodes 1417 amino acids. Gene Ontology annotation, biological process: transmembrane transport. Gene Ontology annotation, molecular function: ATP hydrolysis activity; ABC-type transporter activity; ATP binding.
AUGCAUCGCCCGCAGGGUGACAGUGGCAACGUCAUGUCUAAGCCGUUGGACGACACCUUGCACGCCAAAGCCAGUCAAAAGCACGACCACCACCGAAAUGACAUGGGUAUUGAAGCCAACGAUGCCCAAGUCAAUGCGCUUGUCCGGCCUUACAGUCUCGACCUCAUCCGUUCAGCAUCAAGACUCGACCCUGGUAUCAACCCGUUUCUGUCAGACCAUCCUGCCUUGGACCCAAGCUGUCGCGAAGAACUCGAGGCUGGAGUUGCGUAUCGUAAUUUGAGUGUUCACGGUUACGGUACUGAUACGGAUUACCAGAAGGAUGUUCUCAAUAUCCUCUGGCAAGCACCAAUGAUGAUCAAGCAGGCUCUCAGCAACCGUCGUCAAAAGAUUGACAUCUUGAGGGAGUUUGACGGUAUCAUCAAGAGUGGUGAGAUGCUCUUGGUGUUGGGUCGCCCCGGCAGUGGUGUCUCUACCCUGCUCAAGACGAUUGCCGGUGAGACCCAGGGACUUCAUCUCGGAGACCACUCACACUUCAGCUAUCAAGGCAUCCCAAUGGAAACAAUGCACAAGCGUUUCCGCGGCGAAGUCAUCUACCAAGCCGAAACCGACAUCCACUUCCCCCACCUCACAGUCGGACAGACACUCCUCUUCGCCUCACUCGCAAGAACACCUAAGAACAGACUUCCCGGUGUCAGUAGGCAGAGAUACGCCGAGCACUUGCGGGACGUCGUGAUGGCUGUCUUUCGCAUCUCCCACACCAUUAACACAAAGGUCGGAAAUGACUUCGUCCGUGGUGUGUCCGGAGGAGAGCGCAAGCGCGUGAGUAUUGCAGAGGUAACGCUCAGCCAGAGUCCGAUCCAGUGCUGGGACAACAGUACUCGUUGUUUGGAUAGUGCUACUGCGUUAGAGUUUGCUCGGACUCUGCAGCUGUCUACAGACAUGGCAAAGACUUCGCUCAUUGUUGCGAUAUAUCACGCCUCACAGCCGGCAUAUGAUGUAUUCGACAAAGUUGCGGUCCUUUACGAAGGUCGCCAGAUCUACUUUGGCUCUACGGUGAUGGCGAAGCAGUACUUCAUCGACAUGGGCUACCGCUGCCCCGACCGUCAAGCCACCGCCGACUCCCUCACGUCCCUCACGAACCCUGCAGAGCGAAUCGUCCGAGAAGGGUUCGAAAACAGAGUUCCCAGAACGCCAGACGAGUUUGCAACCGUGUGGAAGGGGAGUGACUCCAGGGCACGCCUGAUGGAGGAGAUCUUUGCCUUCGAGGAGGAACAUCCCCUCGAUGGCUCAGUGGUCGACAAGUUUGUCGCGACGCGUCAGGCUCAUAAAGCCUCUCUUGUAACACCGCAAUCACCUUACACUAUCUCCAUGCCCAUGCAAAUCUGGCUCUGCAUGACGCGUGGGUACCAGCGCCUCCUUGGUGACUGGCUGUUCUUCGUUGUCACUGUUGGUGGCAACCUGGUUAUCUCUCUGGUUCUUGGAAGUAUUUUCUUCGACCUGCCGUCUGAUGCAUCGAGCAUGAAUUCUCGUUGCAUUCUUCUGUUCUUUGCUAUCUUAUUUAACGGACUCAGCAGUGCCCUUGAGAUCCUCACACUAUAUGUCCAAAGACCCAUUGUCGAAAAGCACGCUCGCUAUGCCCUAUACCACCCCGCAUCCGAAGCCAUCUCCUCGACAAUCUGCGAUCUUCCCAGCAAGAUUCUGUCGACCUUGGCCUUCAACAUUCCACUCUACUUCAUGGCGAAGCUCCGCCAAGAGGCCGAUGCCUUCUUCAUCUUCCUCCUUUUCGGCUUCACCACACUCUCAAUGUCCAUGAUCAUCAGAACCAUUGGCCAGACGUCCCGCACCAUUCACCAAGCCUUGACGCCGGCCGCGAUCUUCAUCUUGUCGCUCGUCAUCUACACCGGCUUCAUCCUUCCGACUCGCGACAUGAAGGGCUGGCUUCGCUGGAUCAACUACAUCAACCCCAUUGCCUAUGCGUUGAGAGUCUGGUCGCCAACGACGGCGCCGAAUGAGAGAACGUGCUCUGUUGCUGGCGCUGCUCCCGGUGCGGACUUUGUCGAUGGCGACGUUUACAUGAAUGCCACUUUCAGUUACUACAAGUCUCACAUCUGGAGGAACUUUGGCAUCUUGAUCGCAUUCAUCGUCUUCUUCAUGUGCGUCUACCUCUUUGCAGCGGAGUACAUCACUACAGACCGCUCCAAGGGCGAAGUAUUGAUCUUCAAGCGCGGGCAUUCGACCCCGAAACUAUCAAAGAACUCAUCCGACGAAGAGGCCGGCCAAUCUGAACGCGUCUAUCAACACGAAAAGUCCGAGGGACAUGCCGCUCAGUCUGGCGUCAAGCAAGCCGCGAUCCACAAGAGCCAAUCGGUGUUUCACUGGAAAGAUGUUUGCUACGACAUUUCUAUCAAGGGCAACAACCGCAGAGUUCUUGACAAGGCUAGCGGAUGGGUGAAGCCAGGAACUUUGACUGCUUUGAUGGGCUCUACUGGCGCUGGCAAGACUACUCUGCUCGACGUGCUGGCGAACAGAGUGACCAUGGGUGUGGUGACUGGGGAUGUCUUGGUCAACGGCAUUCCCAGAGACCAGUCUUUCCAGCGAAAGGCCGGUUACGUCCAGCAACAAGAUAUCCACCUCGAGACAUCCACUGUCAGGGAAGCCUUACGAUUUAGUGCCAUGCUGCGCCAGCCAGCAUUCGUCAGCAAGCAAGAGAAGUAUGCCUAUGUUGAAGAAGUGAUUGGGCUUCUGGAAAUGGAAGCUUACGCCGAUGCCAUUGUUGGAGUACCUGGAGAAGGUCUCGACAGCCAGACAGCAUGGUCAAUCUCAUCACUGAUCCGAAAGCUCUCUGAGAACGGUCAAGCCAUCCUCGUGACGAUCCACCAACCUUCCGCUCUAUUAUUCCAGCAAUUCGACCGACUUCUCCUCCUGGCACACGGCGGAAAAACAGUCUACUUUGGCGACAUUGGCGAGAACUCCCGCGUGCUCACGAGUUACUUUGAGCAAUACGGAGCAAUGCCCUGCGGGCAGGACGAGAACCCCGCCGAGUGGAUGCUCAAAGUCAUCGGCGCUGCGCCUGGCGCAAAGGCUGAGAGGGAUUGGCCCGAGACUUGGAAGGAGAGUCACGAGUGUGCCGAGAUGCGCCGCGAGCUUGAGCGUCUAGAGCAAGGCCUGGCGCCCAACGGCUCAACGACGAGUCCCGAUGAGAUGUCUACCUAUGCUGCGCCCUUCCAUGUUCAGCUUGCCUUGUGCACCGAGAGAGUCUUUCAGCAGUAUUGGCGCACGCCGUCGUACAUUUACUCCAAGCUAAUCUUGUCUGGUGGCACGAGUUUGUUCAUCGGCGUAUCUUUCUACAACUCACCACUUACAAUGCAAGGCCUCCAGAGCCAGAUGUUUUCUAUCUUCAUGUUGCUGGUGGUCUUUGCCUUCCUCGUCUACCAAACGAUGCCCAACUUUAUUCUACAACGCGAACAAUACGAGGCGAGAGAGCGCGCCUCCAGGGCGUACUCGUGGUACGUGUUCGUACUGGUCAACAUCAUUGUCGAGCUUCCCUGGAACACUUUGGCUGCCAUCGUGAUCUUCUUUCCGUUCUACUAUCUCGUUGGCAUGUAUCGCAAUACUAUUCCGACGGAUGCGGUUACGGAACGUGGCGGCCUCAUGUUCCUACUCAUCUGGGCUUUCAUGCUCUUCGAGUCUACCUUUGCCGAUAUGGUUGUCGCUGGUGUGCCGACGGCAGAGAUUGGCGCAACUCUUUCUCUUCUGCUCUUUACCCUAUGUCUGAUCUUUUGCGGUGUCAUUGUACCGGUCAACGCCCUUCCAGGUUUCUGGAAGUUCAUGUACCGCGUCUCGCCCUUGACAUACCUCGUUGAAGGUCUCUUGUCCACGGGACUAGCACACAACAAAGUCGAGUGCUCUCAGCUCGAGUUGCUACAAUUCAGUCCGGCAAAUGGAACCGCGUGUGGUGAUUACAUGGCGCCGUACAUGCAAAUGGCCGGCGGCAAUGUCUUCAACCCCAACAGUACCGACGUCUGCCAGUUCUGCUCACUGGCCACGACAGAUGCGUUCCUGGCUACCACUUCUACGUCGUACGGCAGACGAUGGCGGUCGUAUGGGCUGAUGUGGGUCUAUGACAGAAUCCAUGCAUGCUCAUAUGCGAUCUACAUCAUCUUCAACCUAUUCGCAGCUCUGUCGCUGUAUUGGUUGGCUCGGGUGCCGAAAAAACACUCGUUCGCUCAACUUUGGAGGAAGAAAUCUUCAUGAACCACGGAGCUCAUAUUUCUUACUUUCAAAUAUCGAGGGAUUCAAGCCGCCAAAGAGUGUCUCUAGGAUCUUGAAAGGCUCAAGAUUUUCAACAUGUAAUUCCUAUUACUACUCAACAACUUAGUUUACUUUUUUGUUCACUUCUUCCAGUAUCCC